Rubroshorea leprosula is the source of this 1853-nucleotide messenger RNA. Lineage: Eukaryota; Viridiplantae; Streptophyta; Magnoliopsida; Malvales; Dipterocarpaceae. The record is from the annotation of a GenBank genome assembly.
AAAAAAAAAAAAAACAAAGUAAAAAAAGAAAAGAAAAGAAAACUCUUCAGUAUUUGUUUCAUAUUCAAACUCAAAACAUUACCUAAUAACACUUUACUUUCGAAUCCAGUUACCUCAAUCAAACCAUGUUUAAAGUGCAUUCUUCUUCUCGACAAUGGUUGGAAUCCGAUUACUUGCAAAUUUAUUUCAAAAGAAAAAAAAAAACAUUACCCAAUAAAAACCAAACACCUACCACCGGAACAAUAUUACAUCGAUGAAAACAGCUUAUAUUAGCACAGCACAGUCUCUUGCUUUUAUAACUCUUCAUCGAACCGUUCUUCUUCUUCUUCUUCUUCUUCUUCAUUUCCCAAUUUCCCAAAAGCAGAAUCCUUAAACCCUAGCUGAGAAUCUUGGUUUUGCAUUCGAUUUCAUUCGAUUUCGGAUCCAUGGCGACGACUUAUGGAGCUGCAACUACCACUGUGGUACCAAAUGAUCCAGAGAUUCGAGUGCACAGGUUCAUCGGCUUCAAACCUUCGCAUUCUCUCGCUUUCAACCGGAAUCCUCUCGUUUUUCUGGUUCCAAAAUCGACUCCAUCUGUUAGCAGAGCUGUUUCAACGCCAGUGAAGCCUGACACCCAACUGAAACUAAGCGCACUCCAUGGUGUUCUGAAGAAGGGCCCUAAGACGGUGAUGAGCAGUAUUAUUAGGAGCAUGGGUUCAACUCUUGGUGCGUGUGGUGAUCUCAACAGAAAUGUUCUUGCUCCUGCUGCUCCAAUUGCAGGAAAAGAUUAUCUUUUUGCUCAGGAAACAGCAGAAAAUAUUGCUGCAGUUCUAACCCCUCAGUCAGGUUUCUACCAUGAUAUGUGGGUGGAUGGGGAGAGAAUCAUGACAGCAGAACCUCCAGAAGUAGUGAAGGCUCGAACUGAUAAUACUCAUGGAACAAAUUUCCCUGAUUCACCUGAGCCCAUUUAUGGAACUCAGUUCCUGCCAAGGAAGUUCAAAAUUGCUGUAACUGUUCCAGGAGAUAACUCGGUGGAUAUUCUCACAAAUGACAUUGCUACCACUGUGAUAACAAAUGAUCCAAAGAUUCGAGUGCAUAGCUUCAUCGGCUUCAAACCUUCGCAUUCUCUCGCUUUCAACCGGAAUCCUCACGUUUUUCUGGUUCCGAAAUCGACCCCAUCUGUUAUAAGAGCUGUCUCCACGCCGGUGAAGCCUGACACUGCAACUGAAACUAAGCGCAGUAAAGUUGAAAUAAUUAAAGAAGGAAGCAAUUACAUAAGAUACCCUCUUAAUGAGGAGCUGUUGACAGAUGCUCCCAAUAUAAAUGAGGCUGCCACACAACUUAUCAAGUUUCAUGGAAGUUAUCAACAGUAUAAUAGGGAUGAGCGUGGUGCCAGGUCGUAUUCGUUUAUGCUUCGGACUAAGAAUCCUUGUGGAAAAGUCUCAAACAAACUUUACUUGACCAUGGAUGAUCUUGCUGAUCAGUUUGGAAUUGGGACACUUCGGUUGACUACAAGACAAACAUUUCAGCUCCAUGGUGUUCUGAAGAAGGACCUUAAGACAGUGAUGAGCAGUAUUAUUAGGAGCAUGGGUUCAACUCUUGGUGCUUGUGGUGAUCUCAACAGAAAUGUUCUUGCUCCUGCAGCCCCAAUUGCGAGAAAAGAUUAUCUCUUUGCUCAGGAAACAGCAGAAAAUAUUGCUGCACUUCUAACCCCUCAGUCAGGGUUCUACUAUGAUAUGUGGGUGGAUGGGGAGAGAAUCAUGACAGCAGAACCUCCAGAAGAAGUUCAAAAUUGCUGUAACUGUUCCAGGAGAUAACUCGGUGGAUAUUCUCACAAAUGACAUUGGUGUUGUUGUUGUUACUGAUGAGAAUGG